Molecule: messenger RNA, 1425 nt
Organism: Clonostachys byssicola
Lineage: Eukaryota; Fungi; Ascomycota; Sordariomycetes; Hypocreales; Bionectriaceae
Source: the annotation of a GenBank genome assembly
AUGGCCCCUAGAAAGAUUCCAGCUAUCGACAGCUCUGCCAAGGAUUUCUUGCUGCGAAAAGAUGUCCCGGAGAAUAAGAAUGUGAAUGGCUCCGCCUCUAAGCCGCAGAUGAAGGAGGAACAGACGUCUGGCUCGGGCCCCCCCUCUACCCAAAUUACGCAAGAGCGUCCAACCCAGAAACCGGAGAUUCAUGAAACCCCCGGAGGAAAUCAAAAUCUUGGACCUCAGUCACGCCAGUCUCCAGCUACCUCCAACCUCGCCAGUGGUGGAACAGGAACUUGCUCCAAGGAUCCACCCAGUGUAAAGCAUGAGAACCCGGGUCUUGCCUCGUUCUUAUCUUUUGCUCCUCCUGGGGUUUUCAGUACUGCCACGCCGGCUGCUAGCUCUCAUUCAAACGAAGCGAAGAAAUCAGCCGCCAAUAAUGCUACAAGCGCCCAGACACCUGCUCUCAUCAAAAUAAAAGAGAUCGCACGUCCCUCACAGGUGGAAGCUGCUGCAGUAGCCCAGACUUCUCAAUUGACUCAGAAGAACCUCGAGGCAGUGACGCCUGGUAAGAGUGGUCAAAAGGAAAAUGGCCAGGUGGGAAUGAAUGGCAAGUCACCCCAGCCAGUUAGACCUGUUGAUGGAAAUCCAUCUUCUGCAUCGCAGAACAAUAAAGCACCCGAGGCUCGAAGUAACAAGACUGCACCUACACCAAAGACGGUUCUCGAGCCAAAAGAGGCUUUGAAAGAAGCAAGGCAACCAACACCCACCGUCAAGCCCACGCCAGCACCCGCCGCUGCUUCUGAACUAACAGGGCCCUCAGACGGGACAAAACAGCCAACACCCAGUGUUGAGCCAGCACUCAAGACUGCUCUCAAGACUGCUCCUGAGCCAAACAAGCCCUCAGGGGGAGAAAACCAACCAAAGCCCAUUGCUGAGACAGUCUUUAAACAAGCUCACGAGCCUGUUGCUGCUUUGAAAUCCUUGCCUAAUGGUUAUGUCAAAGAGCAGCCGCUUGACGACAAACCCUCUGAGACUUCGUCUCUCCGGCCCCAGGCUGAAUACUUCAGCCCCCAUCCCGAUUUUGUCCCUGUUCCUCACAACUCCCCUCAGCCCAUGCUUGAACUCCACUCGCCCCGCCUCAUGAGUCCUGUCAAUGCCACUGCUAUCAGCAUGGACAACUUGCAGCAAUUCAUACCCACGGGUGUUACCACGGGGCAGCUGGUUACUACGACUCAGGUGUCUGUGGUCGGUGGCAGGAUGACACCUGGAGAGUGUAGAGGCACUUUGUACAUGCGGACUCCGGUCAGCAUCCAGCAUGGAGCCCCUCAGCCUCAGGGUGGUCCUGUCCCUGCGUCCCGAGCAUCUUCACAGGAAGCUCGCCCUCAUAUUCAGUUGAAGCCUACACAGGGCCUUGCUUCAUCUCGCUGGAACAAUCAGUAA